AUGGUUACAGUAGCGGAAUCAAAAAGUGUAACCGAAGAAAACGUAAAAGACACAACAACAAAACUUCAGGAUAGUUCUAAUGAUAUUGAUAAUCCCGAAGAAAAUGUCCAAAAAAGUAAGAAAAACCAAUCUAAAAUAAAACGUCGAAAGAAGAAGAAGAAUCAUGGGCAACAGAAUACUGGAUCACGAAAUGAAAUAACGAAAGAAAAUGGAAAGGAUGUAGAAGCAGAGGAUGAAGAAAAAGUAGAAAUUGAGUAUGUAUAUCAACCUCUGGAUGUAUCUAACGAUCCUUACUUUGAAGAAUUCUCAAAGGUUUUUGCCCAUUUUCAGAUCUCCAAAGACGAAACAGAG
Molecule: messenger RNA, 351 nt
Organism: Dentiscutata erythropus
Lineage: Eukaryota; Fungi; Glomeromycota; Glomeromycetes; Diversisporales; Gigasporaceae
Source: the annotation of a GenBank genome assembly